This is a messenger RNA of Dermacentor silvarum, 3182 nucleotides long. RefSeq lists its product as uncharacterized. The coding region runs from base 328 to 1284 and encodes 318 amino acids. NCBI's taxonomy places the organism in Eukaryota, Metazoa, Arthropoda, Arachnida, Ixodida, Ixodidae. The transcript is spliced from 5 exons. The record is from RefSeq and is a predicted model, not a curated record. Gene Ontology annotation, molecular function: monocarboxylic acid transmembrane transporter activity. Gene Ontology annotation, biological process: transmembrane transport.
AACAACCAGAGCCCUGCGCCCAGAGGGGCUGCACACACGUGCAUGCGACGACGAGGUUGCCGGGUGCAGUGCCGUGCCUGUGCCGAGCGCGUCGUGGCUUUCUAAAAGUGUCUCCCCCUCAACGCGAACCCGGCGACGAUGCCUCGACGACUCGUCGGUUGAAGGUUGCGUGUCUCUCGGCCGCUCCCGACCGGGGGGGGCCCUUCGGCGAUGGGCGGCCGGCGCGUCACGUUGACAUGGAAUUAUGCACUGCGGCGGAGCCGGCGGUCGUCGGCCUGACGUUGCGUAGACUUCUCUUUGAUAAUCAGUCAGCCUUCCGCCCUCUAGAUGGCGUCGUUGUCCGGUGCGCCGGCCGCCUCCACCACGCCGGCGGGCAUGGACUCCCGGCGCAGCUGGGUGGUGCUGGCCUUCCUCAGCUGGUGCAUGAUGAUGACCACGGUCAGCGUGCGGGCUGCCGGUGUCAUCUACGUGGGCCUCGUCGACCACUUCCGCACCAGCCGCGAGGAGGCGUCGCUGCCGCUGACCAUACACAUGACCGUCCUCUGCUCGGCAUCGCUCGUGGGAGGCUACCUGUGCGAGCUCUGUUCGUUCGAGGCGGUGACUCUGGGCAGCGUUCUCAUCACGUCGGCAUCCAUGAUGAUAUGCUACUUCGCGCCCAGCAUCGACUUCAUCAAUUUCUUUUUCGGCGUCCUGCACGGCGGAGCGACGUCGGGCAUCUUCGUCGUCGCGAACGUGCUGCCAUCGCUGUACUUCAAGAAAUGGCGCGCCACGGCCACCAGCAUCGUCUGGUCAUCGCAGUGCUACAACGUCUACUUCAUACCGCAGCUGGCCAAUUUCUUCCGCGUGGCGUACGGCACGCCCGAACUCUUCUUACUCAUAGGCGCCCUCUGCCUGAACGCCCUACCGGCGUGCAUCGUCAUCAAGACCCCGCCAUGGGCCCUGAAGGCCAAAGAAGGCUCUCCAGUUCGCCGCGGCGUUACUUCCGGGGCCAGCAGCGUCGGCAGCAACGUGGCCCUGAAAAAAGCCGAGACUUACGGCGAUGGCGUCUCGAAGCGUAAGAUCCACGAUGCCUCCGGGGCUCCGGAAACGGAGGAGAUGUUGGACCGCAAGACACUCGACGACUCCUCGGCAGUGAGGAUCGUCUGCACGCGCAACGACAGAGCCGACGACAAGGUCAUCGGGUCGAGCGGGGACGGAUUCGCCAUACGCGACAUGCCGCAGGGACUCAAGGGAGUUCGCGACAAGACCAAGUUUUGUGGAAGAACACGGCGGGAGCUCUCUUGAGCUGGAAGUUCUACGUGGACGGCCUGUCCUACUCCCUGGAGGUGUACACGAUGUCGACGUACUUCAUGGUGUACGCCGACAUGGCCGUCGACAAAGGACUUAGCGUCGAGAGCGCCGUGUACCUCUUACACGCCUACUCGACCGCCGACUUGGCGUUUCGCGUGCUGAGCGGGUGGUUCGUGGACCGCAAGUACCUGCCCAUCGAGUGUUCGAAACUGGCGGGUUUCGUGAUGAGUGUAGCGGGCGCGCAGGCGAUAAGGACUUCGCAAACGCUCGUGCCGCUAAUAUUUUCGUCCCUGCUGUUCGGUUGCGGCACCGGCAUCAACAUAGGCAUCAUCGCACCCUUGCUGCAGCACGACUUCAAGAAGGAGUCGCUCGCCAUGAUGUUCGGGGGAGUCAUGUUCAUCACGGGACUCAUUAUCCUGACGAGGCCGCCCGUUGUAGGUUAUUUCCGGGACACCAUUGGAGACUACGACGGCCUCUUCCACACCCUCACCGUCGCCAACGCCAUCUUUGCCGUCAUCUGGUUAGUGCGCGCGUUCGUCGCCAGGAGGCAGUCGAGGGCGGCGGCGGCCGAGAAAGCUGCUCCGCCCUCGCAACGAGGGGUGCUCUCGGACGCCGCUGUUCCACUCACGACCACAAGUGAAGCGACCUGCUGAUGGUCACGUGCUCGUAUCUUGUGAGACCGACAAUGCGCACUUCGUCGGCCAUCGGUGAUCAGUGGGGUUAUCGGUAUCGUUCCGAAAUUAGUGCGAAGUGAACUUCAACACACACUUUUGAUUAUUACGACCUCUAAAGCCAUCGCGCUUUUUUUUUUUUUUUACUACCAGUUCUCAGUGACGCCAUCGGGGUUGUGCCGAGACGCUUGUGAACAACAAUUACGGUGUUGACAAGUGCGCGUGCUGAUACUGUGGACGUCUGAUUGGCGAGACUGCUGGUAAAGUUACAACAAAAACCGGCAAUGUCUGCGCGUCAAUGCUUGGACCACAAAUAAUCUUCGGAGCGACGCAUUGCCGGGAUGACAUCCUUUUUUUCCCCUUUUUUUGUUGUCUUUUAAACAUUCAGACCAGUGAUGUGCGCACGGAACUGCAGCCGGUACCAGGCCUGGAAAACUUAUUGUGUUUGUGUCUACUACGUGAAAGUGUUGUGUCGCUACUCAUUACUGAAAUCACGUUAUACUGCGACGAAGAUUACAAAAACGCGAACAUCUAAAAGGCACUAUAAGAGACUGCAAUAAAUUAUUGCGUCUGUACGACAGAACCACUUGUGGACUUUGAUGCAAACGGUGUUUGCGUAGCAGCGAGUUCUGUCUGCGAAACAACAUACAAGCCACGAAGCAGGGAAAUCUUUGAUACCUGACAGUCUUUUUGAUACUUGACAGCCAUCCGUGUGAACCGAAGCUUUCGGUAAUCGGCUAAUCGCAUGGAAUAAAUUGGCUCAUUUCAUUCCUGCGUCUCUAGCGCAAAGGAAACUGAUCAUCUCAAAGAGCUAGGUCAAGCUGGCAUGACAGAAGUGCACGUGUGAUUGUGGCCAAAUGGUUAGGGCAUCGGGAUGCUGUGCUGGGAGACAGGGGUUUGGUUCCACCAUCGGGCAAAGUAAUACAAUCUUUAAUGCGAAAGCCUUAUACGCCCCAUUUCGCGAAAAUCCGGAAUCGUUGGCGUCGCCACCGAGCGAUGGUACCAAAAAUGGCCGACGAUGCAAAGAGUAAAAACGGUUCGGAUUGACGUCAAAUUUCUCGGGGAGUUUCCUGUAAACAAAGUAAAUCAGUGGCCUUGAAUAGAAAAUUUGCUAAAUUUUGGUCCCGGUCGGAAUCGAACCCGGGCCGCCCUCCGGGAUGCGAGACGAGCAGGCCGAAUGCCCCUCGUCGAGAUGCGCUCAUCCGCACCGCGUCGUCUGCU